Neltuma alba is the source of this 911-nucleotide messenger RNA. RefSeq names its product NADPH-dependent aldehyde reductase 1, chloroplastic-like. The transcript is spliced from 4 exons. Lineage: Eukaryota; Viridiplantae; Streptophyta; Magnoliopsida; Fabales; Fabaceae. The record is from RefSeq and is a predicted model, not a curated record. Gene Ontology annotation, molecular function: oxidoreductase activity. Bases 1 to 882 code for a protein of 293 amino acids.
AUGGCUUACGGUGAUCAGAAAUUUCCCACGCAGAAGCAAGACGAGCUCCCUGGGAAAGAGCAUGGCAUGAAUCCGAUACCUCAAUUCACCAGCCCCGACUACAAGCCCUCAAAUAAACUCCAAGGGAAGGUGGCACUAAUUACCGGCGGGGACUCUGGGAUUGGGCGAGCCGUGUGCAAUGUGUUUGCCUUGGAGGGUGCCACUCUGGCCUUCACAUAUGUGAAGGGAUGUGAAGACAAGGACGCCGAGGACACGCUUGAAAUGAUCAAGAAGGCAAAAACUGUGGAUGCCAGGGAGCCCGUAGCCAUACCGGCUGACCUGGGUUUUGAUGAGAACUGCAAGAAAGUAGUGGAUGAGGUCGUCAAAGCGUUUGGCCGAAUUGACAUUCUGAUCAAUAAUGCGGCUGAGCAGUACGAGGCUGGAUCUGUGGAGGAGAUUGACGAGCAAAGGCUCGAGAGGGUGUUCAGAACUAAUAUCUUCUCCUAUUUCUUCGUGACCAGGCAUGCCCUGAAGCACAUGAAGGAAGGAAGCAGCAUCAUCAACUCCACAUCAGUGAAUGCAUACAAAGGAAACGCCAAAUUACUGGACUAUACAGCGACGAAGGGUGCGAUUGUGGCGUUUACGAGGGGUCUGUCCCGUCAACUGGUGAGCAGGGGAAUAAGAGUCAACGGGGUUGCCCCGGGACCCAUCUGGACUCCCUUAAUACCAGCUUCCUUCAAGGAGGAAGAAGUGGCACAAUUUGGAGCUCAGGUGCCAAUGAAGAGAGCUGGCCAGCCGAUCGAGGUUGCUCCCUCCUAUGUAUUUCUUGCCUGCAAUCAUUGCUCCUCUUACAUUACUGGCCAAGUCCUUCAUCCCAACGGCGGAACUGUUGUAAAUGGUUGAAGAUAAGUGGCAUACUGUCCUCUAAAAAC